AUGUUUCGCAUUUCCUUUACAUUAUACCAUUCCCCACCCCUCUACCAGCCCCAUUCUCCCGCUUUCCAUCACCCCGCCCCAUUCUCCCUCUUUCCAUCACCCUGCCCCAUUCUCCCUCUUUCCAUCACCCCGCCCCAUUCUCCCGCUUUCCAUCACGCCGCCCCAUUCUCCCGUUUUAUAUCACCCAGCCUCAAUCUCCCUCUUUCCAUCACCCAGCCCCAUUCUCCCUCUUUCCACCCUGCCCCAUUCUCCCGCUUUCCAUCUCUCCGCCCCAUUCUCCCUCAUUCCAUCACCUCGCCCCAUUCUCCAGCUUUCCAUCACUCCGCCCUGUCCCUCUUUCCAUCACCCUGCCCCAACCAUCACCCCGCCCCAUUCUCCCUCUUUCCAUCACCCCGCCCCAUUCUCCCUCUUUCCAUCACCCCGCCCCAUUCUCCCGCUUUCCAUCACCCCGCCCCAUUUUCCCGCUUUCCAUCACCCCGCCCAAUUCUCCCGCUUUCCAUCACGCGGUCCCAUUCUCCCUCUUUCCGUCACCCUGCCCUAUUCUCCCUCUUUCCAUCACCCUGCCCAUUUCUCCCUCUUUCCAUCACCCCGCCCCGUUCUCCCGCUUUCCAUCACCCCGCCGCGAUCUCCCGCUUUCUAUCACCCCGCCCCAUUCUCCCUCUUUACAUCACCCCGCCCCAUUCUCCCUCUUUCCAUCACCCAGCCCCAUUCUCCCGCUUUCCAUCACGCCGCCCCAUUCUCCCUCUUUCCAUCACCCCGCCCCAUUCUCCCGCUUUCCAUCACCCCGCCCCAUUCUCCCUCUAUCCAUCACCCCGUCCCAUUCUCCCGCUUUCCAUCACCCCGUCCCAUUCUCCCGCUUUCCAUCACCCCGCCCCAUUCUCCCUCUUUCCAUCACCCCGCCCCAUUCUCCCGCUUUCCAUCACCCCGCCCCAUUCUCCCUCUAUCCAUCACCCCGUCCCAUUCUCCCGCUUUCCAUCACCCCGUCCCAUUCUCCCGCUUUCCAUCACCCCGCCCCAUUCUCCCCCUUUCCAUCACCCUGCCCCAUUCUCCCGCUUUCCAUCACCCCGCCUCAUUGUCCCUCUUUCCAUCACCCCGCCCCAUUCUCCCGCUUUCCAUCACCCCGCCCCAUUCUUCCUCUCUCCAUCACCCCGCCCCAUUCUCCUGCUUUCCAUCACCCGCCCCGUUCUCCCGCUUUCCAUCACCCCGCCCCAUUCUCUCGCUUUCCAUCACCCCGCACCAUUCUCCCACUUUCUAUCACCCAGCCCCAUUCUCCAUUCGGGCGCAAGCGAGUCGGGCACAAGCGAAUCGGGCGCAAGCGAGUCGGGCGCAAGGGAAUCGGGCGCAAGCGAAUCGGGCGCAAGGGAAUCGGGCGCAAGCGAAUCAGGCGCAAGCGAAUCGGGCGCAAGCGAAUUGGGCGCAAGGGAGUCGGGCGCAAGGGAGUCGGGCGCAAGCGAAUCGGGCGCAAGCGAAUCGGGCGCAAGCGAAUCGGGCGCAAGGGAAUCGGGCGCAAGCGAAUCGGGCGCAAGCGAAACGGGCGCAAGCGAAUCGAGCGCAAGGGAAUCGGGCGCAAGCGAAUCAGGCGCAAGCGAAUCGGGCGCAGGGGAAUCGGGCGGAGGGGAUUCGGGCGCAAGCAAGUCAGGCGCAAGCGAGUCGGGCGCAAGCGAAUCGGGCGCAAGCGAAUCGGGCGUAAGCGAAUCGGGCGCAAGCGAUUCGGGCGCAAGCGAGUCGGAGGCAAGGGAAUAG
Molecule: messenger RNA, 1743 nt
Organism: Closterium sp. Naga37s-1
Lineage: Eukaryota; Viridiplantae; Streptophyta; Zygnematophyceae; Desmidiales; Closteriaceae
Source: the annotation of a GenBank genome assembly